AAGCAGCAAAACAAAAAACAACGAGACCAAAAAACACGAAAGCAGAAACGAAAACAAAGAGGAAGAGGAAAUCGUGAAAAAUUUCGGGAAAAAUUCCGUUCUCCUCGUAUUCGCCGUUUUUCUCGUUAUUUCACUUUGUUUUUGUUUAUUUUCCUGACGACACGCUAUUUAAAUCGACCCGACUUAAUGAUGGCGGAGUUCCAUCGACUGGCUGACCAAAAAUACACCGAAGCUGAGUAUCUAUUCCAGCAGACAAUCGAAAUGGCCAAAUCAGAUGAAGAAUACGACGUGGAACUUUGCUCUACACCACCACCGCAAACGGGCGAAGUGUACGACCUGGAGUUGUUGCCACAGGAGCCCAGUAUUUUCUCAUGGAAGGUUGUAAAGCGUCGCCAGCGACCGCAUCGCCGUUACACUGUAUCGCACGGUGCACCACCAGCGCCGCCAUCCACGCCCACAUCACUGACGGCCAAUAAUACUCCUGCGCCCUCUCCCACCGCCUCCAGCAAUUUCAACGUGCACGGUAAUGCCGAUGACGAGCCACUGAACAGUCUCUUCUACAUUCUCGACUACGCACCCAAGUACAAAAAGAAACUCAAGGAGCAGCAACGCACCGAUGCCGAGCUAGCAGAGCUCUUCAAUGCCGUUACGAUAACUAGCAGUGGAGUUGGUGGUGGUAACGGUAAUGCGAGUAAUGGUGGCACGUUGUGUGAUGCAACAUCAGCCAAGUUGCCACCGGAACGUGGCAUAAGUGCCCAUUCCCGUGUGAUACGAAAACCUGAAGCUAACACUAAAAUAUUUAAGAUCCAUCGAAAUCCGAAAGAAUUUUUUCGGGAAACGGUGAGUGUAGGUGACGAAGAGGACUCUGUGUCAGCACCCGAAUAUGAUGAUGCCCAGGAAGAGGAAACCCGAUUUCGACGACUGAGACGCUACAAAUUUUCCACAACGCGUAAUCGACUACAAAAAUCAAAGCGGCAACGACGUUUUGCACGCUUUGAACAUCAAGAGCGUAUGGACUCUAUGAUGGAUAAUUUUGACGCCGCCAUGAAAAUGAACGAAGCCUAAAUUGUUAGCUGUUUUCGUGGCUGACCAAUGUCCGUUUGAGAUAAAGCGGCAUGCAACAGUGAAAUGUGAGGAAACUGAGUUCAGGAAAAUUACGACAAAAAUUAGCAUAUGGACGAGAACGACGACGAUGCAGACGUCGAACCUUCCAAAUGGGUCUCAAUGUGAUGAAUAUGAAUUUCUUCUGCUAAAUUAUUAUUAUUAAUGAACUGCAAAAUAAUUUCUUCAUUGAAUUUUUUGCGUAAAAUCCACUUUAAACUUUAAACGAGUAGAUUCUUUCCCCUUUUUUAUAUAUUUUUUUUUUAACAGAAAAAAAAAAACUAAGAAAGAAGCAAUUCUUGAUUAAAAAAAUUAUAAAAAAUGAAUAUAAUUGUAUUGUAAACUAUUGUAGAAGAGGCGCCCAAAGCGUCAUGUGUGCACGGUUGCUGUAAGUCGGGUCUUGUAUGUAGAUGCCUGCAAUCACGGUGGCUCCGCGACGCUGACGCACUGACCUUCUAGGCAUAAGCGGCUAUACGCGUCGCAAUACUCUGUGUGUGAAUUGUUUGUUUACUCCUCUCUUAUUAUUUUCCGUUGUAAAUGUGUGAGUGGCGAACACGAGGAGCGCUGUGUUUCGAAAAACAUAUAAAUAAAUACAUAAAAACAAA
Messenger RNA from Anastrepha obliqua, 1706 nucleotides. RefSeq lists its product as uncharacterized. The coding region runs from base 187 to 1065 and encodes 292 amino acids. Lineage: Eukaryota; Metazoa; Arthropoda; Insecta; Diptera; Tephritidae. The record is from RefSeq and is a predicted model, not a curated record. The transcript is spliced from 2 exons.